CUCACACUGCGCAUGCUCCAACCGCGGCGCCCCCGACUCCGCACUCGGCUGGUUUCGGGCAUUUCCGCCUCUUUGUUUUAAACUCCGCACGGCUUUUUUCUCCUCCUCUUGGGGGGGACCCAGAGGGAGCGGUGCCCCCCUCCCCCUCCCGGCGAGCCCCCGCGUGCGCCCGCUCGCCCGCCGCCCGAGACGCAGACUUCACGAUGUAGCCCCGAUUCCAGGCUGUCAUUCACAGAAAAUGGAAAAGGAACAAGGGACAGAAGGAAGGUGCAGAAGCCAGCCAGAACUCAGAGGAAGGAGGGACCCUCACAUCCACUUGGUGGCCUGAAGCCUCCAUGCCACCAGGUGAGGAAGGACACACAGACAUCCAGAGGAGAAGCCAAAGAUGUUGACCAGGAAGAUUAAACUCUGGGAUAUAAACGCCCACAUCACCUGCCGCCUGUGCAGCGGCUACCUCAUUGAUGCAACCACAGUGACUGAGUGUUUGCACACAUUCUGCAGGAGCUGCCUGGUGAAGUACCUAGAGGAAAACAACACCUGCCCCACCUGCAGGAUCGUCAUCCACCAGAGCCACCCGCUGCAGUACAUCGGUCAUGACAGAACCAUGCAGGACAUUGUUUACAAGCUGGUGCCAGGCCUCCAGGAAGCGGAAAUGAGGAAACAGAGGGAAUUCUAUCACAAACUGGGCAUGGAGGUGCCAGGUGACAUCAAGGGGGAGGCGUGCUCAGCAAAACAGCACUUAGAUCCCCGCAAUGGUGAAACCAAAGCAGAUGACAGUUCAAAUAAAGAGGCAGCAGAGGAGAAGCAGGAGGAGGACAGCGACUACCACAGGAGUGACGAGCAGGUGAGCAUCUGUCUGGAAUGCAACAGCAGCAAACUCCGUGGCCUCAAGCGGAAGUGGAUCCGGUGCUCGGCCCAGGCCACAGUGCUGCACCUGAAGAAGUUCAUUGCCAAGAAGCUCAACCUCUCAUCCUUCAAUGAGCUGGACAUUUUAUGCAAUGAGGAGAUCCUGGGCAAGGACCACACUCUCAAGUUCGUGGUUGUCACAAGGUGGAGAUUCAAGAAGGCGCCCCUCCUGCUACACUACAGACCCAAGAUGGACUUGCUGUAAGCACAGCCAGACUCAGCCACACCCAGUGCUCUCCAUGGCAAAAUGUGCUGUGCAAUGUUGCCUCUGGGUGCCAUGCGGACCAGAUUUCUGAAUAGAGAAUAUUUAUAACUUUUGUAUGAGAGAAUCCACUCCCAACAAGACACUACCAGCACGCGUUUACAGAGGAUGAAAACACUUCGCAGUUUGCUCGUCUUCAGGUCCACAGGCCAGAGAAUAAGUGAAAUAGUGACACGUUUCCACACCACGUCUGACACAGCACCUCCGCUUGCUUUCCAGGUCUUGAGAAUCUUGAGUCCCUUUCAGUUUAAUUUGUGGAUUAGGUU
Molecule: messenger RNA, 1434 nt
Organism: Acomys russatus (golden spiny mouse)
Lineage: Eukaryota; Metazoa; Chordata; Mammalia; Rodentia; Muridae
Gene: Pcgf3
Product: polycomb group ring finger 3
Exons: 11
Coding region: 386-1111 (241 amino acids)
Biological process (GO): regulation of transcription by RNA polymerase II
Cellular component (GO): PRC1 complex
Source: RefSeq, a predicted model, not a curated record